Messenger RNA from Colletotrichum orchidophilum, 801 nucleotides. RefSeq lists its product as uncharacterized. Bases 1 to 801 code for a protein of 266 amino acids. Lineage: Eukaryota; Fungi; Ascomycota; Sordariomycetes; Glomerellales; Glomerellaceae. The transcript is spliced from 2 exons. The record is from RefSeq and is a predicted model, not a curated record.
AUGGCUUUCUUGCCUCUCAGCUUUGAAACUCACCCCGAAUUCACCACUCUGCCACGAUCCAGAUCUACAAUGAGCCCAGGACGUCAGACCAACCCAAUGAUGCUGCCAUUGCGGGAAGGCACUUCCCCUCACGGCCAGAGGCAUAGACAGAACCCUCCCGGGACACGUGAUCGACGCUCGCCAACGUCCCCGACACAGACGUCGAUGAGGACAUGUUACCCCAUCGACUACCCAGGAAGCGUCAUGUCUAACCACAUGACCAAUGGAGACCUGUACAGCAUGCCGGCAUCUCCCCGUCCGAGGCACCAGCCUUCACCAGACCGGCGAAGCCCUGGAUCUGUACCGCCGAGGCGAAGACGCAGCCCGGAUCACAUCACUCUUCUCGCAAUGGGAUCGUGGAGUAGCCAAAGCAUCCACGACGAUGAUCCCUAUGCAAGACCUGGUCGUGAGAGGAGCAUUAACAGCAUCCACGAUGGCGAUUUCUCAGCCAAGAAUGCGCCGUAUGAUGACUUCAUCCUCUUCCCCGACGAUGCCACAGCAGACACCCACGAGGACUUCACAGCAUGUGCCGAAUCAUCAUUGGCUCCUAGGGCUCCCCGCUUCACCAGGCUUCGUACGCCCGACUUUGCGCCACUAUCGACCGACGUACAGUUCUUCCCCUGCCUCGGCGACGAAGCUGAGCAAGACAGGAUCAACGAGGCCUGGUAUAUUGCCGGUCGGGACGGGGUUAACUCCAAGUUAGAUGGUGCCCUGGCUUACAUGGCGGUCGUAGAGGGACGCAGACGCACGCUUAGAGAGUGA